CCAUCGCAGGCCAUGGACGUGGAAAACGCUUGUAACCACGGCGACACGGCGUCCCUCUGUUGGCAACGGGAAGUGGCGGCUGCCGGCCUCCCCGACGGCCGCCCGCAGUACAGCACCCCGAGCCGCGACGAGCCAGAAGACGUCCUCCGCGCCGUGAACCCCAGCGAGGUGUUUGGCGGUGCCGGGCCACCGUUGGGAAGCAAGGGCCCCGUCGCCCCGCCCACCGUGUACCGGCUGGUGUACGCCCUCGACGCCGAGGAGGCGGAGCCAGCGGCCCCAGACGUCAUCGCCAUCCAACUGGUCUCUCUCCUCGCCAACGUCGUCGGCACCCAGCAUAGCGCCAACAAUGGCAAUCUAUCGAGCUGGGAGUCGCCAUCAGCAGCGGAGCCGUGGAGCUCGCAUCACUGCAUCGUCGGCCAGCUGCCGCUUGGACUGGAGCGUACGGACACGGCCGCUGACCACGGGGCGAGCGGCACUCUGCAUCUGACGGCCGAAGAACAGAGACUGCUAAGUCAGGAAGGCAUGUCGUUGCCGGACAAGCUUCCUCUCACUAAGGCGGAGGAACGCGUCCUAAAGAAAGUCCGGAGGAAAAUCCGCAACAAGCAGUCGGCGCAGGACAGUCGGCGACGCAGGAAGGAGUACAUGGACGGCCUGGAGGACAGGGCGGCCCUGUGCUCAGCUCAGAACAAAGAUCUGCAUAAGAAAGUGGAGCAAUUGGAGAAACACAACAUGUCUCUGCUGACUCAGCUGCGCCACCUUCAGUCACUGGUCACACACUCAGUGAGCAAAGGAGUUCAGACCAGCACCUGCCUACUGAUCAUCUUCAUCUCGCUGACUUUGAUCAUGCUGCCCACUUUGAGCCCGUUCAGCCGCCGCCCGUCUGCAGACAACUCCCAGCCCACCGGAGUCCUUUCCAGAAGCAUCUUGACCGAUUUUACCUCCUCGCUGUCCGACGAGAUGCUCCAGGCGGCCGCGCCGGGUGGCGGCCAAUCGGGGGUGGAUGUAGAUGAAGCCAAGCAGAACCUCGAAGGCAUCCCGUCUAAUGACACCCCUUCUGGAAAUAGUUCGGCGGGGGCGUCCGCUCGACUCGGCAAGCCGCCGCGUGCCGAUGAGAUGUAGAUGCGCCGCAAAGGACAUCCCGCCCCCGACCUCGUUUGGCCACGGCACCCUGCGUCGGCCUAGAGC
Molecule: messenger RNA, 1185 nt
Organism: Syngnathus acus (greater pipefish)
Lineage: Eukaryota; Metazoa; Chordata; Actinopteri; Syngnathiformes; Syngnathidae
Product: cyclic AMP-responsive element-binding protein 3-like protein 4
Exons: 11
Coding region: 13-1119 (368 amino acids)
Biological process (GO): regulation of transcription by RNA polymerase II
Cellular component (GO): nucleus
Molecular function (GO): RNA polymerase II cis-regulatory region sequence-specific DNA binding; DNA-binding transcription factor activity, RNA polymerase II-specific
Source: RefSeq, a predicted model, not a curated record